This is a messenger RNA of Hordeum vulgare subsp. vulgare (domesticated barley), 607 nucleotides long. Its product is annotated as DNA repair RAD52-like protein 2, chloroplastic. NCBI's taxonomy places the organism in Eukaryota, Viridiplantae, Streptophyta, Magnoliopsida, Poales, Poaceae. Gene Ontology annotation, molecular function: DNA binding. The transcript has 3 exons. The record is from RefSeq and is a predicted model, not a curated record. The coding region runs from base 11 to 445 and encodes 144 amino acids. Gene Ontology annotation, biological process: double-strand break repair via homologous recombination.
UCCGAUCUCCAUGGAAGCCACCGCCGCCUGCUCCUCGGCCUCCCUCGCGCGGACCCUCGCCUCCUCGCCGCUUCCCCACCACUGCCGCAGCCGCGUGCGCGUGCGGGAGUGGCAGGGGAGGGGGAGGGCGGUGGUGGCCGCGGCGGCCUCCACGGGCAACUACGUGGUGCCGCUAGACGUCGUGCCGUCGGGGAUCACGCGCCCGCUCGUCGAGAUCCUCCGCGAUCUCAACAAGUGCGUCCCGGAGACCAUCGUCCUCCCCGCCUCCCGCCGCGCCUCCGCUUCCGACCCCGUCAUCCCAUGGUACCACGCCAACUGGAUGCUCAGCUUCUACGCCCCCGGCUGGUGCGGAGAGGUCCGUGAUGUUAUUUACAAUGACAAUGGAAAUGUGACCGUGGUGUAUCGUGUCACGAUACGAGGAAUAGAUGGAGAGGUAACUGACUAACUACUAUCUCUUGUUUGUGAUGACGGUCAACAUAUUGCAAAGACUAACAUCAUACAGUAUGAAUUAGUUUAAUGGAUCAAUCAUGAACUGCCUAUUUAUAAAUCUCUUUUAGUUUAGGAUUUAACCUUACAAGGUAUACAUGGAUUGGAAGGGUUAUUAAGA